CACAGUUCACCGGUUUCGUACAAUCGCCAAUUGUCAACAUAGAAAAGACAUAAGGUCAGCAGAGCGGAAAAGCGCUGAUUGUUAAAAUUAGCAUCUUCGGCCUGCAUACUCACAGAACCGUCCGCCGAAGCUUCCACGAAACUGUGGAGGAAAUUAACUUGAUCGCGCGUUCGUUUUCUCAUUUAUUUUGGACACCUUUGCUGAAGAAUGGAGAUCUGGUAAAGUCAUAGGCACCGAUCGAUGGAGACCCUUAUAUCUAAUUCAAGAUUAGAUAUUUACUCAAAUCUCGAAUAUUACAAGACGAUGUGGACGUGACGAAUACGUAUAGUAUAAUCUCAAGUAUAGUCUUUCAUCGCUGUGCUAUCGCCCUUUCAACAUGGGAAACCAGCAUGUGAAGCCACUAGGCUCUCCCCGGAGGUCUCAUAGCGCUGAAACUAUCCCAGGAACAGAGAACUCUGAGCACGAAUUCUGCUGGGUUCAAAACGAUGAUGGCGCUCCGGAGAUUUCUUAUGCAGUCAAAAAGAAGCGUCGUAGCAAAGAUGACAUGGAACUAUCCCGACUUGACACAUCGGAGGAAGAGCCGUUACGAGAAAUAGUUAUCAAGAUGCCCAAGAAAAAGAAGGACAUGGAAAGGAUGAUAACCACACAGGCGAUAGAGAUAAGAGGGAAGGAUGAGAUCAUUGCGGAGGGGAAAACGUAUGUUAUGAGGCUGAUGGAGGAGAAUGACAAAUGCGUGCGGAGGCUUGAGGAAAGGGAUAAACUCGUGGAAGAGAAGGAGAAGAUCAUUACAGCUAUAGCGGCAAAGCUGGAAUCCUUGAAGGAGUUACUGGAAGGGAAGGUGAGAGAGGUGAGCGAGAAGGAUGCGGGGAUCAGGAAGGCGAAUGAAGAGAAUGAAAAAUUGCAGAAGCAUUUGGAGAAACAGGAGUGUAUUCUGAAGGAGAUGCAAGGAGCUCUUGAGCGCUUGGGCGAGAGAAAAGAGAACGGUGAAGAGCGGGAGGGACACUACGAAAAACGAUUUGAGAUCAACUCACUCAAGAGGGAAUUAGGGAGAGUAAAAUCCGACCUAGAGGAGCGAGAGACAAUGAUCUCAAAUGGGAGAAAGUAUUUGGACAAAUUGCAUUCCGAUAAAGAUAAUUUACAGAAGGAUUUAAGAGAUCGCGAGAGAGAGUGUAACGAGAAGCAGUUUGUGAUUGAAAGAAUGACAAGAGAGAAAGAGAGGGAUAAGAUCCAAAUCCGACAGAAGGGAAUGGAAGCCGACGCGAAGGGAAAAGCGUUGGAGCAAACAGAAUCGGAACUAAGAACAAUCAAGGGUCACAUUAGAGAAAAAGAUCACGUUAUAGCAGAAAAAGAGAGAGCGCUUGCGAGGCUAGAACGACUCAAAGCCGAGGUUGACCGACAGCUUGACGAGGAGAGGCGAACGAACACGACGUCUUUGGCGAGACUUCGUGAAGAAAUCGCAAGACUUCGUGAGGAGAAACGAGGUACCGACGAGCGGUUAAGAAGGACCGAGGCUGAGUCGGGAUCGCUUGUACGGACCGUGCAGAGCUUGGAAGCCGAACGGAACCGAGAAAAACAGUCGGCAGAUUUUCUACGAAAAGAUCAACCUUGGAUGAUUACAAAGUCUGACAUCAUUCUCUCGGAAUUCGUUCUCGGUACAGGGGCUUGGGGGCGAGUUUUGGAAGGGGAGUUUCGCGGAAUGAAGGUCGCUGUGAAAGAAAUCCACGAGGUUAUCAAAUCACCGCAUAACAAAAAAAUGUUUGAUCAGGAAAUCUCUUUCGCGACCCUUGUUCGCCACCCUUGCAUUUUGCAGUUCCUUGGUGUUGCUGACUAUAGGACAAAUAACCCGUUAUUAGUAACUGAACUCAUGGAUAUGUCUUUGUCUGAUCUCCUAGCAAAGGAAAAGUCUUUAAGCCGAAGAUAUGUAGUUACACUUGCUCUAGAUAUCGCAUUUGGGCUGAACUAUUUACAUUGCUUCAAGCCUUAUUCCAUAAUCCAUCGCGAUCUCAACCCUGGGAAUGUCAUGGUUUGGCGACAAGGGGAUAUUUGGAGAGCUAAGCUCUGCGAUUUUGGGUCAGCGGAGUUUGUCAGUUCGCGCAUGUCUGUGAAUCCUGGAAAUCCAUUCUAUUCUGCACCUGAAGUGGAUACGCCCAAACAGACGCCUAAGAUCGAUGUGUACAGUUACGGAGUUCUUUUGUGUGAACUAUGCAUCAGCAAAGCUCCUGUUCCAACAGAGCGGAAACGGCAGAUCGGACUAGUGUGGAACCCGGACUUACGGAAUCACAUUGAACAGUGCGUCCGGGAUGAUCCGGAAGAACGCCCGACGAUGGCCCUGAUAAUCGAAGUUCUCAAGUCUCUGGGGAGCUCAUGACAAAACUCCCCGCAUUAGCAGUAGAAGCCGUACCUAGUUAUUUCAUAAAACUGGGUCUGCGUCAUCAGAUGCGCAACCUAUCCUGCGCAUUGAGCUUCAAAUUUCCUGUUAACCACUGGCUUUUUAAAAAUAAACCGUGAUACACCA
Messenger RNA from Nematostella vectensis (starlet sea anemone), 2515 nucleotides. Its product is annotated as U-box domain-containing protein 70. The record is from RefSeq and is a predicted model, not a curated record. The coding region runs from base 377 to 2368 and encodes 663 amino acids. The transcript is spliced from 3 exons. Gene Ontology annotation, molecular function: protein kinase activity; ATP binding. NCBI's taxonomy places the organism in Eukaryota, Metazoa, Cnidaria, Anthozoa, Actiniaria, Edwardsiidae. Gene Ontology annotation, biological process: protein phosphorylation.